This is a messenger RNA of Striga hermonthica, 705 nucleotides long. The record is from the annotation of a GenBank genome assembly. Lineage: Eukaryota; Viridiplantae; Streptophyta; Magnoliopsida; Lamiales; Orobanchaceae.
AUGGCUAUGGCGGUAAACUGCGCCAUUUCUUCCUCGAUUCUGCUCGCGAAGCCCUCCGACAAGCCUUUCUCCUCCUCCCUCAAGAAAACGCCUUUCCUCGGAUUCUCACUCGCCAACAGCACUUCACCCAAACCGCCCAUCCAAUUGAAGGUGUCCAAGAUUUGCUGUCAAGAUAAAGCCGCCCUCGUUCCAGCUGGACAGCAAUGGAUGUUUGACGACCUCACCGGACCUGAUGUUUGGAAUAAAACAUGGUAUCCCAAAGCUGCAGACCAUCUUAGUAAGGAUAAGAAAUGGUAUGUAGUGGAUGCCACUGACAAGAUUCUUGGAAGACUGGCUUCGACAAUAGCUAUUUACAUCAGGGGAAAGAAUCUGGCAACAUUCACUCCUAGUGUGGACAUGGGAGCAUUUGUUAUUGUGGUCAAUGCUGAGAAGAUUGCUGUAUCUGGAAAGAAGAGGAUACAGAAACUCUAUAGGAGGCACUCGGGAAGACCAGGUGGGAUGAAAGUUGAAACCUUUGAUCAGCUCCAGAAGAGAAUUCCUGAAAGAAUUAUCGAGCAUGCAGUUCGUGGGAUGCUUCCCAAAGGACGGCUCGGGAGGACAUUGUUUACCCAUCUCAAGGUUUAUGCUGGCCCGGACCACCCUCAUCAGGCCCAAAAACCCAGUGAGUUGCCCUUAAGGGACAAGAGGAUACAAAAGCAGACAUAG